AUGAGAGGAGCCGCCGCCGGGACGCCCUGCCACCCCCCGCUGCCGAGCCCGGUAGGUCCCUCCAGGCCCCAGCGAGGCCCGGGAGUCCAGCCAGUGCCACCUAGCUCGUCUCCUCCCUCCCCCGACCCUGUACCCCCAGUCCUAGAUCUUUUUGCCCCCCUCCAUUCCCCUCCCCCUCAGCGCUCCUGGAUCUGCGCUCCCCCUCCCCCUUUCCUGUCUUUUCUCCCUCGGCUCCUGAUAGCCUCUCUGGGCAGCGUCCGGGGCCCGGGGCUGCCCUUCUCCGCCCCCGUCCCCUCACCCCAUGCUGCCCUGACUGCCCCUUCCAAGAACCAGUUACCCCCUCCCACACACACAACCAGCCUUGUUUAUCCUGGCCAGUCACCCCGCACAAAUGAAAUCGAUCUAUAA
Sarcophilus harrisii (Tasmanian devil) is the source of this 408-nucleotide messenger RNA. RefSeq names its product pollen-specific leucine-rich repeat extensin-like protein 3. Lineage: Eukaryota; Metazoa; Chordata; Mammalia; Dasyuromorphia; Dasyuridae. Bases 1 to 408 code for a protein of 135 amino acids. The transcript has a single exon. The record is from RefSeq and is a predicted model, not a curated record.